CCAGCCCUCGAGCGCCCCUUUCCCCCAUUCAACCCCAUACAAUGCGCAGCGCAUCCAAUGAGGAAGCCCACAAUUCCUGCUUUCUUCCCGGUUUCCCUCCCCCUUCGGAAGCCAUGUGCCGACCGGCCGUCGGCAACCGUCAUAGCCCCCCGCUCCCCCCUCUCCCCGAUUUCGCGAAAUUUCUUGGGUACACAGCUACAGCGCUUCCUUCCUCGCCCCCGCCCCAGACGACGCGCAGGCGACGUCGCAGGCAGCUGACGCAGGGGGAGGCUGAGCAGACGACAGACAUACGCCACCAGCGUCAGGCGAAAAUAGCGCGUCUGGAACGGGCGCUGGUGAACGAUCUCGCUGCGAGGCGUCCCCGGGCCAGCGCGCCGACGCCAUCGCGGGCAACGCGGGCAACUCUCUCUGCCUCUCAGGCAACUCUCUAUGCCAUCGCAGGCAACUCCCUGCCGACGCAGCAGGGAGACUCCCGGUAUGGCAUCUCAGUCGCCUUCCUCUCCGGCCCCCGGCGCCGCUGCUUUGGGACGGCUCUACGCUCUUGUGCGGCUGGGACUCAAUGGACCGCUGAAUGGAUUACUGGGCCCAGCAAUGGAUGGCGCUUCUUCGUUCUCAGCGUACUUGGCCCGACUUCUGCCCUGAAACUCGCGCGUUAACGAGUGCAACUCCU
Molecule: messenger RNA, 670 nt
Organism: Schizophyllum commune H4-8
Lineage: Eukaryota; Fungi; Basidiomycota; Agaricomycetes; Agaricales; Schizophyllaceae
Exons: 1
Coding region: 42-656 (204 amino acids)
Source: RefSeq, a predicted model, not a curated record